Messenger RNA from Botrytis fragariae, 2025 nucleotides. RefSeq lists its product as uncharacterized. The transcript has 5 exons. Lineage: Eukaryota; Fungi; Ascomycota; Leotiomycetes; Helotiales; Sclerotiniaceae. Bases 1 to 2025 code for a protein of 674 amino acids. The record is from RefSeq and is a predicted model, not a curated record.
AUGGAGUCACGCAUCAAUGGAAAAUUACCCCGGAUGACGAUCCAAGGCCCACACGAUGCUGGAGAAUUAUCUUUUGAGGAGAAAACCAUCACGAACGAGGAGCUGGAGUCAUUUAUGACGUUUCCAGAUUCUACUUUUGAUAUGGAUACAUUCUUACAGGAUAAUCUAGAUAUCAAUUCUCAAUGGCAAAUGGUGGACUCGGUCCUUCCACCUCAAUCCGUUGUAGAGCCAGGCAAUGGUCCUUGGGCAUUUGAUACGGCUAACAAUAACUCUUCAAGCACUUACUUUCCGGAGCCAGCUGCGAUUGAUUUCUCUCUCAAUAGUUACAAUACUCUUGGUGGUCAUCUUCCAAAUCUCGAGUCUGACGGGUGGCUUACAUCAUUUCUUGAGUCACCCGAAUCGAUACUUUACCCCUCUUUUGAAGACACUUUAUUUACAGAGCCGCACUUACCUUGUGAGCCUCUUCAACCUAGAGUUCGGAUGUAUUCUGAGAAUACAUGCCUGAAUAGUGGUGCAUCUGAAAGAGAUUCGCCAAUUGACGAGGUUCAAAAUGAGGUGCCCGAAUCGGUACCAUCAGAGCCUCGGAUAGAACCCCCUAUCGCUGAGGAUCAAGCAACUUCAUCCCUUCAUGACAUAGCUGUGGGAACUCCUCAAAAUAUGGAAGACUGUUUGAUAAAUUUUCACAGUGGAGUAAAAGCGCCGAAGAGAAAGAGAAAAGAGUUCAAUCGAAGGGAAAAGUUGAAAGUCCAUUUGGUUAGACAAGCUGGAGCGUGUCAAAGUUGUCGAGCUCGUAAAGUCGAGUGUACAUCUGAUGGCGUUUGUGAUCGAUGCUUCAAGUUGGCUGGUGAUCCACUUAUGGCUCGACAAAUUUGCAUCCGACAUAAAUUGAAAGAUGUGUACCUUGGAGUUACAGGUAAUGUUCAAACCAGAUUGCUCACAUCUGGGAAAGCGCAAGUAUAUCAGCUACUCAGUGCACUUGAAGGUCAUAUGGCAAAGGUCGAACUUCGUGCCGACUGUUCCAUGGCAAACUUUCCAUGUCGCUCACUUCCCUGUAAAGUGAUGGUUUGUAGAUCUGAGGAUUUCUGCCGGUGGAGAAGCUUGACAAAAAUGAAUGGUGUUUACAUAACACACAAGUCGUUGCGAGAUAAGACAUAUCUAGUUGUCCCAGACUCACUGCCUACUGUUGACGAACUAGAUUUCUUCGGCAGGGAAAUCCUUUUAUCUUCUCCCGAGAGCCAUUCUGGUAAAAUAACACACAUCUUGGAUAAAUUUCUCUACAUCUAUUGCAAACAAUAUUUUGGGUCGCAUCUGGCAUGCCUAUGCAAUGCUGCAUUCAGAAUCACGAGCUUAAAUAGCCUUGUUUUCUACGGAGUGGCAAAUAUCCAUUGCCAUCCCCAUGGCCAGCUUGAUGUAGUCAACACAAUCAAUGACACUUUCUCUCCAGAUACCGUCCGUGAACAAGUCCGCCUUAAAGCCUCCGAGGGUCUCGAGGAAGCUGAAAAAUAUUUCUUUUCCGAAAUUGAAAAUCUCUGCAAGAAGUCUGCAAGCAACAAACAAACGCGUAUUAUUGCCGGUAUAUGUUUGUUAAGACUGAUGCUUUUCUAUCGGGAACGAGUCGUACGAAUCGAGUUGAGGUCUAAUCUUCCAAGAUGCAAGACAGACGAAGACCUGAAAAAUUGCAUUCACCCUGGGAAAACAGAUCCUCAAAAACGAUCCGAACAAUGUGGUUUCAUGUAUAAGCAAUUGGCUGUGGCAUUCAGCACUCUUUGCAGAGGCGACAAUACACCACUGGCCACGGAAUGGGAAGCUGAAGCUGCCGGAAGAGUAGCCCCAGAUGCUCCCAUGCUUGCGAAUACUUUCUCGGAACUUAAGAUUGCAUAUACGGAAUUUUGUGAAAAGAAGCUAACUCAUAGGGAUGAUGAUGUGUUCAAGACUUUGAUUGUCGAUCCAGCUGAGAAAGAGAGAGAACGAAUAGCGAAGAAACAAUCGAAGCCGCUCAAAGUUCGAAAACAGCCCAAGGGUUGA